AUGGCUGUCAACCUUUUCGCUCGUUUCGCGACGCUCUGCACCCUUGCGGCCCUUGUCUGUGGCCUCCCCUCUCUGGAGGCUCGUGGUCCUGAUCCGAUAUGCAAACAAAUUGAAGACACGGUCUCUUCAGCGAGUGAUGUUUACUAUCCAGGCCAGAUACGUUAUACACGAGGGAUCAAGCAUUGGGCGUCAUCGAGCACCCAGCACGCGAAAUGUGUUGUAGAACCUGGCACACCCGAGGACGUCGCGGUAACUCUUCAAAUUGUUGGAUCAACGCGGACUCCCUUCGCCGUGAAAGGUGGCGGACAUGCGUCAAACCCUGGUUUCUCUUCGACAACAGGCGUGCACAUUACCAUGACCCGGUUCAAUCAGGUAGUCUACGACCAAGCGGCGCAAACAGCUACCGUCGGCGCAGGACUGGUGUGGGACGAUGUCUACAGCGCGCUCGAGCCGUACGCAGUAAACGUCGUUGGCGGACGCGUCACCAAUGUCGGCGUGGCAGGGUUUACAUUGGGCGGAGGUUACUCGUGGAAGAGUAACCAGUAUGGGCUCACGGUCGACACAGUCACGGCCUAUGAACUUGUCAAGCCCGAUGGUGCCAUUGUUACCGUCACCCACGAUUCCGAUCCGGAUCUCUUUUUCGCUCUGAAGGGCGGCUUCAACAAUUUUGGUAUUGUCACGAAGUUCACGCUCAAAACGUUCCCUCAAACACAAGUCUGGCGAACAGGGUGGCUUGAUUACAUACACGAGUUCCCUCAUCUUGAUGCAAUCAACGCCGCUACGGCCAAAUUCUCCAACGAAGUCAUCGACCCCAAGGCGUCAAUCAUCACCACCUACAACUUUUUGAUCGGCCAACCUGGUGUGUCGUUAUUGCUUUUCUACGAUGCGCCUACACCCCCAGCUGGCAUCUUCGAUGACUUCCUUGCAAUCCCCCAUUUCACCAAGGACAUUAGCACUCGAUCGUUCUCGUCCCUCGUACUGGCAUCGCCUUCAGAUGCAACCGCAGGACAAAGGGGUGCCUUCCAUACCGUUCCCCUGGUAUCCUUUUCGGAAAAUCUCCUCAAAGCCAUUGUGAAUGAGUCUGUUUUCUGGGGCACCCGACUCGGCUGGAAGACAGCUUCGUUCAUUUCAUACGACGUCGAGCCUUUCCUUCCGACUAUCCUCGCUCAUGGCACCGCGGCUACGGCGUAUCCACCUGCGAGAGAGCAAAGUUUCUUGCCUCUCAAUCUCUAUUUCGCCUGGGGUCUCGAAAUCUUCGACUCCGAUUUCCAUGAUGCCAUCAAAGCGAGUGCUGCAAACAUCCGCCGGUUGGCCAUUGCUGAAGGCCAAGCAAGCAUUGUAGAUGCACCUCACUACGGCAACUACGCUCUCUUCGAUACCCCACUAUCUGAUAUCUACGGUGCAAACCUACCGGCGUUGCAAAUUAUUAAGUCAGCUAUUGAUCCCACCAAUGUUAUGGGUCUUGCUGGCGGCUGGAAGCUGUGA
Pleurotus ostreatus (oyster mushroom) is the source of this 1485-nucleotide messenger RNA. RefSeq lists its product as uncharacterized. Gene Ontology annotation, molecular function: FAD binding. The transcript is spliced from 11 exons. Bases 1 to 1485 code for a protein of 494 amino acids. Lineage: Eukaryota; Fungi; Basidiomycota; Agaricomycetes; Agaricales; Pleurotaceae. The record is from RefSeq and is a predicted model, not a curated record.